This is a messenger RNA of Anopheles bellator, 1696 nucleotides long. Its product is annotated as UDP-glycosyltransferase UGT5-like. The record is from RefSeq and is a predicted model, not a curated record. Bases 92 to 1675 code for a protein of 527 amino acids. The transcript is spliced from 4 exons. Gene Ontology annotation, molecular function: UDP-glycosyltransferase activity. Lineage: Eukaryota; Metazoa; Arthropoda; Insecta; Diptera; Culicidae.
GCCGGAGCCGGAUUUUCGGAGGCAAUCAACCACAAUUCAGUAAAUCGUCUCUCGUCGUAGAGUCAGUCGUGGUCGCUCGGCCGAUAGAAGAAUGAUGCAGCAGCCACUGGCAAGCGUUACGUGCGCCGUUCUAAUUAUCCGUCUGCUCGGUACGGCAGAAUGUGGCAACAUUCUGGUGCUGAUGAGCGUCGUCUCACAGAGUCACUUCAUAUGGAUACGUCCCGUUGUGAACCGUUUGGCUGAGAUGCACCACAAUCUAACGGUGUUGUCGGUGAACGUGGACCCAGCGCCUCCACCAAACGUGACCUACAUCCAUUUGGAGAAUAGCUACAACAUCCUGUACGGCAAUGGGACGGCGGCCAAGAAUGACAUACUGAAGCGUUCGAACGAAAUGGCUAUCGAUGCCACGAUCUCAUUCUACCGUUUUGGACUGUUGGGCUGUGAAGGUGCCAUCACAUCGAACGGCUUGAAGCAGCUUCUCCAGUAUCCGGACGAUUUUCGGUUCGAGCUCAUCAUCUAUGACUUCACCUGUGGACCGUGCACUUUGGGCUUCUUGCACAAAUUCCGCUACCCACCACUGGUUAGUGUGACCGGCUUUGGAGUGCCACAGUUUACACACCAGCUGGUCGGAGGUCGUAAGGAGGCCUCUUACGUGCCACACUUUACCCAACUCACCGAUCGUCCCAUGCCGUUCGGGCAGCGGUACCUCAACUCUCUGAUCCACACGUUUGAUGCGUUCUACAGGCGGUUCGUCUUCCUGCCACGGAUUGCUCGGAUCGCCCAGAGUGGUUUCGAUUUUCCGCUCCCUGAGCUGGCGCCACUCGAACGCAGGACGCUGCUUAUGCUCACCAACUCCAACCCGGCACUCGAUCCAGCCGAAAGCCUUCCACCGAACGUGAUCCCGGUCGGUGGGCUACAGAUCGUCGCUCCGAAACCGUUGACGGCGGAGUUGCAGAAAUUUAUCGACGAUGCCCCGAAAGGGGCCGUACUGUUCGCGAUGGGCACCAACUUUCGAAGCAAAAUGUUUACGGUCGAACGGCAGUUGAUGUUCCUCGAGGCGUUCGCCGCCCUGCCGGAGUAUCACAUUCUGUGGAAGUUUGAUGACGAUCGGUUACCUCGGCGAGCGAGCUCGAAUGUACUGAUCCGGCCGUGGCUCCCGCAGAACGAUAUACUGGCGCAACCGCACGUCCGAGCGUUUAUCAGUCACUGUGGACUAAUGAGCACACAGGAAGCGACGUACCACGCGGUACCGAUCGUUGGUAUUCCGAUCUACGUCGAUCAACACUUGAACCUGCAUCGCACGGUACAAUCGGGUGCCGGUGUGAAGCUCGAUUUGGCGACACUCACUACAGCCAGCAUCGUCGGUGCCCUCCGAGCGGUGCUGGAAAACGCCACGUACCAGCAGGCGAUCAAUCGACGAUCGGCGCUGUUUCGCGAUCAACCCGAGCGGCCACUGGAUCGGGCCGUUUGGUGGAUCGAAUGGGCGAUACGACAUCACAAAGAGGACCGUCUACGGGCGGCUACACUCGAGAUGGACGCAUUCACUGCCCACGGUUAUGACGUGCUAGCGUUACACAUCGUUCUUUUGGCAACAGUGAUCGGAUUGGUCCUAAAGGUGUUUUCCCGGUUGCGCCCAAAAAGGCACAUCGUGGGUCACAAAACCAAAGUGUCGUAACCAUUGGAAGUGGUUAGUGGU